Molecule: messenger RNA, 7300 nt
Organism: Onychostoma macrolepis
Lineage: Eukaryota; Metazoa; Chordata; Actinopteri; Cypriniformes; Cyprinidae
Gene: irs1
Product: insulin receptor substrate 1
Exons: 3
Coding region: 1364-4708 (1114 amino acids)
Biological process (GO): insulin receptor signaling pathway
Cellular component (GO): plasma membrane; cytosol
Molecular function (GO): insulin receptor binding; phosphatidylinositol 3-kinase binding
Source: RefSeq, a predicted model, not a curated record
UGUCCAAUGAUUAUUGAUGUUAAUGUUAUAUUGUCUUGUUUUCUGCUGAAAAUAGGCUACAUUUUUCCAAUUCUGUGAUCCGGGCAGUUAAUUAUCCGGUUCUCCGCCUGCUGGAAAGAAAGAAUUCCACUUUUCAUUACACUGCAUGUUACACACAUUAUGUAACUUACUAUAAUUAAUCCCCAUAGUAAUAAAAACAAUAACAAUGUGUACUUCAAAGCACCUCCGCAAUGCAAUUACACCUGAAGUACAUAUUGUUCAUUAGUCACUAUAUUUAUCAAUGUAAAUAGACAGUAACAUGAACACUGUAAAGUAUGACCGACUUUCAAUUUUACAAUUGUGUGUUUAUAAAUAACUGCAGCGCAUAGUUACAUAGCGUCUUUUCAUCACCGCCUCUAAAUAAAACUUUAUAGUGGUGUGAACUCGUGGAUGAAUCAUUUGAAUGAAUCUUAAAUAAACGAAGCCUUCAUGGCUUCACGACGCAUCCUGCAGAAAAGUUCGCUGAAACAAUCAGUGAAAAUGAAUCUUUUUAGUGAACUAAUUCAAAAGAUUCGAGUCACUGGGAAGAAUCAAAAACCCCACCACUAUGUUUGAAUCACACGUCUCUCACAGCCCCCUAUGAUGAUUGACAUUAGAUCCCUCCAAUCAAACGACGGCAGUACCAAAAGGGGCGGGAUUCUUAGUUGUAUCGUAACAAGCUAGGCUGCAACCCCCCCCCCCCCCCAGUCUCAACUCCUCCAUACAAACAUACACGAGCGGCGCCUUGUUUUGGUCUGUUACGGCGUCGCAAAAAAAACAAAAAAAGAAAACUCAGCGAGUUUUGGAGGAACCUAUGCAGCGGUUCAAACGGACUUGGUACGUUUCCGUUGUAAAUAACGGUCAGAUGCAUACUUUGCGUCGGUGCUUUGUGUAAUUGCACUUUUGGGAUUUUUGCAGACAGCGCUUUGAUCUCCGGGGUAAAUGGGGUCGUGCGCUGCUGACUGCGCUUGUUUUGAUAAUGCAUUCGGAUCUCCGGACUGAAAAGGACACUGUUUUGUAAUUUUUACUGUUUUGUGUUUUUAUAUAUCGUAAACUUGGUGCUUUCCGGUACUUGCAAUAUUUUUGAGGAUGUCCGAUGGAUUAUUUAAAGUUAGUUGUAACAAUGUAAUGCUGCUGAAAAAAAAUCCAAGUGUACUACGGUAUCGAUGAACUGUUAUAAUUGAAGCUCUUGACGGAGCGCACAGAAGUGACCUGUUUAAGUGCUAUUUUUCUAUUUUUACUCAAUGGAACCAUUUUUGUCUCAACGCUCACAUUUGGCGAAGAGUACAUGCAUAAGGCUUUGACUUUCGAUCCUGCAGUUUUUCUAUAAUUUAUUUUUUAUACCAUGGCAAGCCCGACCACGGAGCAAGGAUGUUUUUCGGAUGUGAAGAAGGUGGGUUAUUUAAGGAAACCCAAAAGCAUGCACAAAAGGUUUUUUGUACUGAGGGCGGCGAGCGCCUCCGGACCGUCCCGACUGGAGUACUAUGAAAACGAGAAGAAGUGGAGACACAAGUCUGGAGCGCCGAAAAGGUCCAUUCCGCUGGAAAGCUGCUUUAACAUCAACAAAAGAGCAGAUUCUAAAAACAAACAUCUCGUCGCGCUUUACACCAAGGAUGAGUACUUUGCCAUCGCUGCUGACAGCGAGGUAGAGCAGGAGUCGUGGUACCAAGCCCUGGUUGAUCUUCAUAACAGAGGUAAGGUCCACGAAACUGCCGCGAGCCGCGGAGUUGGCGAGGAUAAUUACGGCGAAGCCACGCCGGGACCUGCCUUCAAAGAGGUUUGGCAGGUUAUUUUGAAACCAAAGGGUCUGGGUCACACAAAGAACUUGAUUGGUGUUUACAGAUUAUGCCUCACCAAUAAGACUAUCAGUUUUGUGAAACUCAAUUCUGAUGCGGCCGCUGUGGUCCUGCAGUUAAUGAACAUUAGAAGAUGUGGUCAUUCUGAAAAUUUCUUUUUCAUUGAAGUCGGAAGGUCUGCUGUGACCGGGCCCGGGGAGUUUUGGAUGCAAGUGGAUGACUCCGUUGUGGCUCAGAACAUGCAUGAAACUAUAUUAGAAGCCAUGAAAGCCAUGAGCGAGGAGUUUAGACCCCGCAGCAAAAGUCAAUCAUCUUCCAACUGCUCAAACCCCAUCUCAGUGCCUGUCAGGAGGCAUCAUCACAACAAUCCUCCCCCCAGUCAAGUUGGCUUAGGCAGGCGCUCUCGGGCAGAGAGUGUGACGGCCACUUCUCCUGUUAGACCGGGCAAACACAGCCAUUCGUUCAGAGUGAGAGCGUCCAGCGAUGGGGAAGGCACCAUGUCCAGGCCAGCGUCUGUGGAUGGGAGUCCAAGCAGUCCGAGCACAGCCCGACCUCAAUCGCAGCGACACAGGGCUGGAUCCUCCAGACUUCACCCGCCACUCAAUCACAGUAGAUCAAUCCCCACGCCAACCUCACGGUGCUCCCCCUCAGCCAUCAGCCCCGUCAGCCUGUCUUCCAGCAGCACCAGUGGCCACGGAUCCACAUCUGACUGCCUCUUUCCACGCCGCUCUAGUGCCUCCAUAUCUGGAUCGCCCAGUGAUGGCGGAUUCAUCUCCUCGGAUGAAUACGGAUCCAGCCCCUGUGACUUUCGGAGCUCCUUCCGUAGUGUGACUCCAGACUCGCUUGGCCACACGCCACCUGCCAGGGAGGAAGAGAUAAACAACUACAUCUGCAUGGCCAAGCCUGGUUCACUUCCUGGCGCCGGGAGCCAAUCGCGAAGCCAAUCCAGGGGAACGCCAUCGAGACUGGAGGAGCCCGAGCUGGAGAAAUGUUUCCGGAAGCGAACGCAUUCUUCUGGUGCAUCGCCGCCAACUCCGUGCCAUCAAAAAACUCCCUCGCAAUCGUCCGCUACUUCGCUGGAGGAGUAUACUGUAAUGAUGCCCACAUACCCACGAAGCCGCUCUGCAUCGUCAUCAUCGUCAACAUACAGGCACUCCUUCAUGCCAACACAUUCAUACCCAGAGGAAGGGAUAGACGCUUCACAAGCUAAAGACCACAGUAGGCCAGACCACAAAGAUGACGGCUACAUGCCCAUGCUGCCAGGUGUUGCGCCUGCGACCCCAACGGCGAAAAGUGGUGACUACAUGCCCAUGAGUCCAAAAAGUGUGUCUGCACCACAGCAAAUUAUCAACCCCCGGCAACACUCGCAUGUUGACUCCAAUGGUUACAUGAUGAUGUCACCAAGUGGCAGCUGCUCUCCAGAUGGCACAACGAACUAUGGCAAGAUCUGGACUAAUGGUGUCAACCCUAAGCUCUCCGUAGAGAGCAUUGAAGGUAAAGUGUCAUCUUGCGGAGACUACAUAAACAUGUCCCCGGCUAGUUGUUCAACGACCAGCACGCCUCCAGACUGCUUUUUCAACCCUGUAGAAGAUCCUCCCAGGCCGAUGUAUGCUUACUUCUCCUUGCCCCGCUCCUUCAAACAUGCCAACAGGAAGCAGGACCAGAGCCCUCUUCGGAUAUCACUGGGCUCGAGUCGAUUGGCGUACGCCGACUCUUCCUCGUCUUCAGCGAGCAGCGACAGCUUGGGUGGUCAAGGCAACUCGCAGCACUCUGCUGUCAAACCCAAAAGGUCCGAGGGCAACGGGAGGCUGACACGUCCAACACGGCUGUCACUGGACGCUAGCAAAGCAAGUACUCUUCCACGAACACGUGAGAGUCCCUUCCCCACAGAGCCCAAAAGUCCUGGCGAAUAUGUCAACAUUGAAUUCAACGACAAGUCGUUUUCGGCAAGCUUGGCAUCACUGUUCCCACCUGUGUUUUCCGGAAGUGAUGCUGAGGCCCCAUCAGACAUUUCAUCAUCUGAGUACAUGAACAUGCAGCUGGGCUCGCAGGCUGGGCGUUUGUGCCCAGAAAUGCAAAUUUCCACUUCCUGUUCAGACUAUGCCAUAAUCACUCCAUCAAACUCUGUAUCCUCCCCUCAACUGCCCUGUGAGAGCAUAUGUGACCGUGACUACAUCAGCAUGCAGUUAGCAUCCUGCACUAGCUUUCCAGAUGCUCAAAUGAUGCUGAUGACUGAGGCCUUGCCAGAUGCAGAUGAUGCCCCUCCUUGUGCUGUUUCACCAAAUCACGAUGUGACGGCAUUAAGCGGUGCUCCAGGAAGAGGUCUUAGUGCAUUCACACGGGUAAACUCCACUUCUGGGCGGAACCAAGGGGCUAAAGUAAUCCGGGCUGACCCACAGGGUCGACGACGACACAGUUCAGAAACUUUUGCUUCCACAACGACCAGAGGGUCAGUUGACACGUCGGCCACCUGUCAGUCAGGUGAAGUGAAGCGCCACAGCUCCGCCUCUUUCGAGAAUGUGUGGUUAAGACCCGGUGAGGCCUCUGCUGCUUCUCCCGCUCCACCUGCAUCUACAGUAACCAACGGCCGAAGGGAAAACACUUCAGGCCCAAUUCCCACAUUAACAAACCAUGACCAGAACGGCCUGAAUUACAUAGAUCUGGAUCUGGUGCAGAAUGGAGAGCAGCAUGUUCCAGACUGGAAUGCGUUCCAAUCUCGACCAGUGGAGCUGGGAGCCGUCGAAGGUAUAGAAGAGCUCAGUGCCUACGCCAGUAUAAACUUCAAGAAAUCAGAUGAGACCAGAGGGAAUCUCACAAGCAGAGAAGAGCCGCUUGUUAAAGUAGACACAGGCAGAGAUAUGGAGGGAUGGAGAGGAAGUAAAGAGAGAGAAUGAAGAGUAGAAAGCCGCCGUUUCUUCAGCAUCAAGACUCAAAAUCUCUCCCUGUUCACCACAAGCCGGACCUCAGAAAACUGGACCUCAAUAAACUCACUAACCUCAUUUUCCAGAGCCACAUUAUCACCCGGACGCUACCAAAACCAUAUGGACAAAACAGACCUCAUAACAUCACAUAUCCGGACCUCACAAAUGCUGGAUUCCACUAACCGUAAAUCUCUCACAACUGGACUUUCACUGUGCGUACCUCUUCAGACAUUACCAGGCGUUACUAUCCAACUGUUACAGGCUCGGUACAAAUCGAUUUCUACCAUCAAAUGUGGUAAAACAGCACCUUUUGAGGUAAAAGGCAAUGGUACUGCAGUAGUAGUUGUAGUUUCUCAAGCAAUGUUACAUUAAUGAUAUUUAUGCAAAUGAUGGUACCUAACUAGUACCGAACGUACGACAAAUUGUUUGGUACAGGGAUGCUUUACGAAGCAGCCAAAUUGUGUUGGGUUUGUACGACAGUCCCCAACAGUGUUGAUUGUACCCAUUUCCUUCAGUACUGCCAGAUAUUUCCAUUACAUAUGGGAUUACACAUUGUUAUACAGAUCUCAAUUAGACACUUUUAUACACCCAGUACGGACAACCUCAAACACCCCGACCUCACCUCAGGAUUUUACGAAAGAGUUUACACACACACUGUGUUUCAGCACUGUGAGCCAUGACUGACCUCAUGCUGCCAAACACACACUGUGAUGUCUGUCAAACCCGUGUUUCAUUUCAUACUUGGUCACAUUACAGCCCGUGCAAUUGUAAUAAUAAGCAUGAAUCUCUUGGAGUUUAUAUUGGCCUCCAAACAGAACUACACCCCCAUUUUUUUAAAUAAUUUUCUUUCUUUUUUAAUUUUUUUUUAUUAUUGUUAGCAUGAAAAUCAAGAAACAAUUUUUUUAUAAUUAGCGUAUAUCUCAUAUAGAGUAUAUAUGGCUUCCAAACAGAACUAUUGUGGUACUAUACCUUUUUUUUUUUUUUUUUUUUUACUUCCUAGUUUUAUUUUUUUUAUCACAUUUUUAAAACCUUUUUUUAUUUAAAAAUAAUUUUGGUACUAAGUUUUUUUUUUGUUUGUUUGUUUGUUUUUUUCUUUCCAAUGAUAUAUGCACAACCGUAAAUCAAAUUUUACAUUAUUACCUGAUUACCUGAUGAACAAUACAGUUGAGAUUUUGUGAAUGAUGGGUGGACUUUUUUUUUUAUUAUUAUUGUGACAGAUGAAUAGAGGCCUUACAGCCCUGGUUGGGCGCUCAAUAAAGAGCUUAUUCAAGCAAUCACAUUCAUGGGUGUGUAAAUCCCAUGACUGAACUAACGUUUCUGAUCAGAUUGUAUCACCAGUAGAUGGUCAAACUGAACAAAAAAACGUGCACAAGAAUGUGCCGUAACAGCUCAGUAUGAUAUGUCAAAACCUUGUAUUGCAAGCCGAUUUUACAGGCAGCAGUACUGUUUUUUUUUUUUGUUUUUGUUUUUUUUUGUUUUUUUUCAUUUCGAGCAUCCUGCUGUUAAGCCUUGGAAGCCAGUCAAAGUUGCUCGCAACUUUUUUUUUUAGGCUGUUUUAUUUCAUUACAGUUGUAUCUUUUAUUUCAUAUGGUUUAUUUUUGCUUAAAAUAACUAUUGCUGGGGCGAUGGUAAGCUCACAGCAACAGGUUUAAAAAGAAAAAAAAAACUCAAUGUCUCAUGUUUGCUGCUGAAAUGAAACAAACAAUGAACAAUCUGUAAAUUAUUGAAUAUAUAGAAAUGUUCUUGGUUCUCUUUUAAGAGUUAAAGUAUUUAACAUUUCAUGGUUGGUGUUUCAUUAUAAUUUUUUUUUUCUUUAGAUUCUCGACGCAUUUUUAAAAUGUGUCCACUGUUCUUAAGUUCAAUUUUUUUUUGUGGGGAAUAUAUGCUUAAAAUGUGUAAUCCAACCUUUUCGAGAGAAUGGUACGGUUCUAUAGAGUUUCCUUAAUUUUUUAAAAGAUGCUUACUAAUGUAACAUGCACAUCAGGGACUUCCCUUUUACCCCCACCAACUCCGGAUGGAAUCGCUUUUGGAAACCUGUUACACUUGCGUUUCCCUGAGCUCUAAUUGGCUGUGACAGUGGUGUUCCUGAAACCUGAUAGGCCGUUCUAAAGGUUGCCUGUCAUUCGAUAGGUUGCAGUUGUCGAUUUAGCACCCUGCGGUUGUGUUAUGAUACAGGGUGUGGGGCAUCACUCUUCCCACCAUUAUGUGGCCAAACCUUCAACAUCUCAACCAAACUUUUUCUCCUUUGUAAAUAAUGUAUUGUAUAAAUGAAAACCGAUGAGUGUUGGAUAUUGGACUGACCAGGGAUGUUUGGUUUUAUGGAUGCUCAAAGCAAGCAAAUGAUAGGUCCUUUUGAAUGAAUGAAUGAAUUGAAACAUGUAAACAAUAUGAGUGUAUGUACAGAUGAAUGGAUGUAUGCACAUGUAAACAAAUAUUUUUGUUUUCAAUGAAUGAAAAUGACCAGCAGUAAGGAGAGGGCUGUGUAAAUCCCUCCCCACCCCCCUGUUUAGAAGAAUGGUAUCUUCUGGAACCUUGACGUGUAAUAAAGUAGAAGUGCUUAUCUUU